AUGGGUACCACCGGAAGCGGGAUUGCGGGGAGCGAUGCCGGCGAAGGUUCUGCCCUAGGGGGGCUGGACGUGACCGCGAUGAUGGGAGACGGCCCCAAACCCAUUAAGGAGCUCUUUCCCGUGACCCUGCAGGAUCCCAGGACCGGUCGCCAGUACUGGCACGAGAGCCCGGCGGUAACCGAGGCUGUUGCGAAAGAGCUCUUUGAUAAGUGCUCCCAACCACCGCCGGUUGAAAAGGGUCCAGGGGGUGGGGGCGGGAGUGGGGGCGGGAGUGGGGGCGGAGGCGGGGCUCCCGCUAGGGCUCGUGUGUCGGGAGUGCAGAUGUCCUUAGGAAAGCUGAUGGGGCACCCAGCAAUAACUGGGGGGCGAGAAAAGAGGGUGGAUGUGGACGACGCUCUGUGGCUCUUCAUGCGACACUGGUCGGUUGUACGGCAACACCGGAUAAGCCUGGUUGACCGUGCCCUCGGUCAGGUCGCCCCUGCCCCUUCCUCUGCUGCCUCGGCAGCAGCUGGAAAUGACGCUGCUCAAGCUGUCAGUCCUUCUCCCUUAGUGUCAGUUGACGGUUUCCGCGUAGUGACGACGCGGCUAGAAAAUAUGAGCAGAUCGGCUCCUCCGAGGGGGGUUGCGGACCUGGUUUACGUCGACGCCUUCAUGGUGGCUUCAAGUUUGUCUCGUCGGCCUGAGAACAAGGCCAUGUCUCACCGUGAGUCCACAAAGACGGCUCUACUGUCAAGCCCUGUAUUGCUGUGGGACGCCAGUGGGGCAAGGCGGGAGCAGCAGAUGCCUCCUACAUUCAGUAAUCGCGCCAUGAGAAGCUGGCUCUUGUCAUCAUGGGCUCGAUAUUCAGACCCCAUCAAGGCCGAGGUCCUGGUCAUGUUGGAAGAACUGCAAUAUGUCUCGGACACAACACCAGCCGAUGGCAUCACCCAAGAGCCAGCCGGCGUUGAGAACGCUGCAGCCGACCUGCCGGCCGGUGGAGCGCCAGCGCACACGCCCACAGGGGCACGAGGGUCUGGAGGAAGCGCUGCAAGACCUGCAAAUGUCGAGGCGGCAAAGCUCGUCAGAGCACUGGAGAAGAUUCGGAGCGAGGACCUAGACACGUUCCACAAGGAGGGCAGCAUGGCGCAGUCCACCGCUGCCGUAAUCCCGAAGGAAGCAUCCGCUGAGCAACAGGAGCAGCAAGAGCAAACUCUCUCUCCGGAGAUAGUAAAAAAGCUGUCUAGACCCGGAGAGGUGGAGCGGGUCUCCAAAGAGAUGAGGUGA
Molecule: messenger RNA, 1263 nt
Organism: Ectocarpus sp. CCAP 1310/34
Lineage: Eukaryota; Phaeophyceae; Ectocarpales; Ectocarpaceae
Source: the annotation of a GenBank genome assembly